Molecule: messenger RNA, 1035 nt
Organism: Mytilus trossulus (common blue mussel)
Lineage: Eukaryota; Metazoa; Mollusca; Bivalvia; Mytilida; Mytilidae
Product: myb-like protein V
Exons: 4
Coding region: 1-1035 (344 amino acids)
Source: RefSeq, a predicted model, not a curated record
AUGGGAAACUGCAAAGGUAAACUAUCAAAAGAAAGUAAAAACCAGAUGAGAGGGGAAGCUUAUAGACCCAGUAAACCAGACACUCAAGGAAAAGAGACAAUACAUGUAGAGGGAAAACCAGUAAUUAAGAAUGACAAUGGAGAGGAUGCAGUAGUUAUAAAUGCUAAAAUACCAUUUGUAAAUCCAGAAACCCCAACUAAAUCUGAGUCCGUAAUGCAGGGCCCAAAUACCAGUGUAUCUGAUACAAAUGGAUUGAAAGAAAGUGAAUCUACGGGGAAACAAGAUCAAAAACUUCAUGAAUCUGAUGCUUUUCCAGAAAAACCUAAUGAAAAACAGAAUAAAAAUGUACUAUCUUCAGCGAAUAUUGAAAAUAAUAGUGGAGAAGAGACAAAUUUGAAAGAGGCGCCACCAACAGGCAUUACAUUGAAUAAAGUACCUGAUUACAAGUCAGAUGAUGCAGAAAUUGAAAAACCAGGCUAUUUAUUUUCCCAAGGCUGCAAAGGAGAAGAAGCACAAACUGAAGACUCAGGUUUUACCGACAAAAUAACUGGUUUGAAAGUUCCAUUACCUACAGAUCAAAGUAGUAGCUCUCAUGAUACUGUUCCAACUGAAAAAGCAAAAGAUGAAGACAAAAACUUAACAAAGGUGGAUGACAAUGUACCAACAAAAAAGGCUAGUGGAAAUGUUUCAGAGCCUACUGUGGAAAACAAAAGUAACCAAUCAAAUGAACAUAAAGAUGAUUCAACAGAAAAAACAUCUGACAAGUUACAGCCAGGAAGUACUCCAUCUGAUAAGUUACAGUCAGGAAAUACUCCGUCUGAUAAGUUACAGCUAGGAAAUACGUCUGAUAACCAACAAAACAAAAAUGAUUCUACAGGCUAUAAUCAUUCUAAGUUUUCUAAUCCUUGUGAUGAACAGGAUAAAAAAAUGUCAAAGGAAAUGAAAGAAAUUGAUGGUAAAAAAAAGAAAAAAAAGAAAAAGAAACCAGAUAAAUAUGGUGAGGUCAUGCAUAUUAUUGAUACAAUGCCAGAGUAA